AUGAACGGAGAGAAUCCGCUCAUCGAUCCGAGAGAUCAUAACGGAGGAUCUAGUUCGACUAUCAACUUGAUUUCGGGGUCUUCGUCGUCGAAUAUGAAAACAAGUCAAAUCCAUACGAAUUCGAGUGAUGUGGAGAAGGAGAACGAUUUUUCAGAGCCUGAAAUGUUCUUUGAAUUAAUAUUUAUUUAUAUAUAUAUAUAUAUGUGUGUGUGGUCCUGUUGUUUGUUCAGAUUGAUGUCUUUUUUUCGAGCGAUGAGGCGGCCUGUUAUCGGACUCGAUCUUGACGAGGUAGUGAUCACAACGGCAAUUGCGAUAUAG
Molecule: messenger RNA, 318 nt
Organism: Blastocystis hominis
Lineage: Eukaryota; Bigyra; Opalinata; Blastocystidae
Exons: 2
Coding region: 1-318 (105 amino acids)
Source: RefSeq, a predicted model, not a curated record